AUGUUACUACUUGUUUUAUUUACAGAUGUCUGCCGACAAGUGCAUUUCUUACAACGCAUUGCUGAUAAAGCCCUUAUUGGUCACGUGAUCAAAACGAUACCAGUGGAGACAGAUGACCAUUGUGAGAUUGCUUGUUUCCGCGACCUCAUGUGUCUCUCCUAUAACAUAGGACCCAAACAGGCUGGUGGACAUCAAUGUGAGCUCAGCAAAUCGGAUCACAUCCGAGACCCUGCUGAUUUAGUUCCUAUGGCAGGGUACAUAUACAGACCAACUGAGGUACACAAUGUAAUGGGCCAUUUCUGAGUUCCAAAACACCUUACCCUCAGAAUGAAAUUAGCAAAGCUUUUGUCAUAAGAACGAAGGUUAUUUACGUUUGGAGAUAAUAUAAUUUCCGCUUUAAGGUUUCGAACGAUAAUAGCCUCGUUUCAUAACAAUGUUCGAGACGGAGAGAAUGGAAACUAAUGUUGACUGAAAAUCUAACUUGACAUGUUUAAUUUUGAAAAUGAAGUCUCAUCAAUUUGAUUUCUGUAAAAUAAAUAUGCCAUGUAGCUGACUUAAAAAAAAGAAAUUGUAUAGGAAUUUACCAAAUUCAGGGAACAAAUUUAUCCCCUUUGGCAAGAUUCUAGUCAGUUAGAGUCUAGUCUAGUCUAGUCAGUUCGAUAAGUUUUCGAAAUCUUUGCUUAUGUAUUUAACAAACAAUAUAUCUUUUGGUCUUUUGGGAUUGAAUGCGACAUACUGUAAUUUCUUUGUAUCGGGCACACUCAGUUAACUCUUACUUUUGCCCGGAAUUACGCCGUUAUUUGUAUCUCCAAAGUUUUGCCCACUUCAUUUUCAAGUUUUGGCGACUGUUCAUGAUUUCUCUGCCAGAAUUACGUGACAGAUAUUUCAUUUAUCUCUUGGUUAGAGUCGUUGUUCGUCAAGUCCUUGCCCUGAUAACUCCACAUGUCUUUCUCUCACGGAGACAGCUUUCCAGUGUCUGUGUCCAAAAGGAUUUACCGGGAACAGCUGUGAAACGGGUAUGUUAAGCAAACCAAGCAAUGCAGUGUCACCUCAUAAAUUAAGACGCGAUUGUUUUUAGUUUGGCAUCUGAUUCCGUGAAUUGAUUGAGAGGAUAGAACGAGUAUUCCUAACCAAUCACAGAACGAGGUAAAGCAAAUUCAAAGCAGUAUAGAAUCACUUUCGAUGCUUGUUUUAACUGACUUCCCUGAGCUGAUUUUCCCUGUCAAUCAUUUUAAAGUCGCUCUUUGCUGCAGACAUAGACGAGUGUGAAACCAACCAGUUCAACUGCCCGGUGAACGAGGACUGCGUUAACACCGUGGGCUCGUAUGUAUGCAAUUGUGUCAGCGGUGUGUUCGAUGGCAUAGGAGUCUGCCAACUUAUGACAGGUAAGCCAGCGGGAAGCGUUCGCGAGAAAGUAUGAUGCCUUAAGCAAUGCGAGCCGGCGGGAGGUCUGUACGGGACUUCAUUUUAAACGCAAUACAAGUUACAACCUGAGCUACUCCGAGAACAAACUUAAUGUUCGAAAACCACCAACAAAUUCAUUCAAAAAUAGUUUUAGCUGUAAUGGCGCCACUUUGUGGAGUAGCCUCCCUUGUGAGGCUGGUUGCGCGAAACCCCUCGGGUCGUUCAAAUGAGAAAUCAACAAAGUUCUCUAAGGCUCGGCAUUUAUGGAAAGCAGUAAUAUAAAGUAAGUAAUAUAAUUAAUAAUUGAUAGUUUUUAAUCCUUUGUAAAAAGCUGGUGAAUUGCCCGUGAUUACAUAAAUAAUAUGACAAUAAUAACACUGAUAGUGUCAGACCUCCGGCUAACCUCAUCCCGACUCGUUUCAAAUCUUCCCAUGGGCGGAGAAAAGCGUGUCCUAUAGCGCUAAUAACGAGGCCUGGUAUCUAACUUCUUUUUUUUUUCUCUCUCUUAAAAAGGAAUUAAUUGCAAGGAGAUCAAGGCCACAUACCCAAGUGCUCCAGUUGGGAUGUACGAAAUACAACCGAACAUCGAGCAAAACAAAUUCUGGGCGUAUUGUGAUAUGACGUCAUUUGGAGGAGGAUGGACGAUGUGUUACUCUACUGACGAUCUUGCUGACCCUAAAACAGAAGUGACCUAUGACGAGAAUUAUCGCUAUGGCACAGAUGGUUACCGAACUGACUGCAAUAAUGUUCAGGUGAUUGAAAGAGGUUAAGGUGCAAGAGUUUAAUUUUGAGGAAUAACGAUGUUUGGCAAAUCCUGGCUUAUGUGUUUGUCAUAUUUCAGGCGCCAUAAUGAGUAAUCAGCCUAAUAAAUAACUUAUAAACACUCUCUUGCCCUCUUACGGAAAUAUUUUAUAUUUUCACUGGGAGUUUUAUUCUAUAUUGUAUAUUUAGGUUUUUAACCAACUCUGUACCAUGCUGUAGAUGAGAACUGACAGUGAUCCCCCCUGGAAUGCCAAAUUUACUACAAGAAUUUCAGUACCUUCUGUACCGUGCUUCAUUUGGUCUGGCAUUCAUAAUUUGAACAUAUGUCACUGUUUCCUAAAUUUGAUGACCACAUUUUCAAAAUAAGAACCUGUUCUUUUUUGGAAUGCUUAACUAUUUCUUAUCACCAGAAUGGUGCUUUUUUCAUCAAGUUUCAGUCUGAAGAUUCUUAAUCUACUUGUUCUUGUUCUUUUAACCUGAUCAUCUUAUUCAACACGACAGUCUAUUUUUUUUUGUUUUGUUUUUUUUUGCUUGCAGUUUCGGGAAAUUCUCUUUGUGGAUGAGACCACGAAUGAAAAGGCUUUCUUUACCUAUAAACUUAAUUCCAGUCUCGUCGCAGAGGGAAAUUACCAGACACGAAUCUCAGGCUUGUGGCUAGGUGGAGGUGUAGCUACCACAAAUCAUGAAUACCAGCUUCUUAUCUGUGACCACAGCUUCUACUCUGGCUUUUUCAUAUCUGGUUAUAGAAACUGUUAUAAGAGGUGCGAUCGUUGGUGUGCUGAUUGGCUCACCCCUUACUUCAGGUCAGCGUCAACUGAUUCAAGAUAUGCUGGAGUCGCCUUUAACGUCAAUGGACAUCGGCCGCAAAGCAGCAGACUGAUGAGUGUUGGACUGAGAUAA
This is a messenger RNA of Pocillopora meandrina, 3066 nucleotides long. Lineage: Eukaryota; Metazoa; Cnidaria; Anthozoa; Scleractinia; Pocilloporidae. The record is from the annotation of a GenBank genome assembly.